UACAUUUCCCAGAUUGCAUCUCAAUGUGUAUAGCUUGCUAGUUCGGUAGCUAGGUCAAACGGGUUUGCUUGUCUAUUUGUCCUGAUUUUGAGUAGGCAACUGAAAAAGUCAAUACAUAAAGGAAGUACGUUUCGAAUCUAUUUAUUUGCUGAUUUGGAAGCGAUGAUCAGCUUUUUGUGUAAUUAUUUAGCUUCAUUUGUCUUCACUGGCCAGCUAGCCCACUGAAGCUUAUUUUUAGUCAACAUUCGAGAUAUCUUAUGCAGAACGGUGAGCAUUUCGGUAUGGAAGAUGAAACAUACACAGACAUCGACGGCAAGGCCAUUUCUCUGGAGUGUCAAAGUCAUUCUGGUUUUUGUAGGGAGUUCACGGUUAGCUCUGCUAAAGUCUCUAUAAGCAGAGUCAUGGUGUACACUUGUGCAGUCUGGAUGACUGCAUACAUCAUAUUCUUUUUUACUGAGAACACUGCUGUUCUGUCCAGUGCCAUAAUCAUCACACUGGUUGGAAUGAUGAUUCACAUCCACUUUGUGAAGGUGGACCACGAGACCCUGCUUGUCAUCGGUUCGCUUGGUGUCCAGGUGUCUUCCAGCUAUGCCUCCGGACGAGAGUCCACGGACUUCAUCGAGAUGGACAAAAUCAAAGACAUCGUCAUCAAUGAAGCUAUACACAUGCAACGAGUUAUUUACUACCUGUGUAUCCUCCUGAAGGACCCUUCGGACCCUAGUGGGGUGUCCAGUGUGGUGCCAUUGUUUCAGAGUUCAAAGCCAAGAUUGAACUGCCUGGUCAAGGUAUACAGGAGCUGCCAAGAGAUUCUGGCAAAGUGCUGAAGACGACAACAUCCUGGUAACAUGUUAAACCUACCACUGACCAUAUGCUGGAGGUGCGUGCUGACUUCAGCACAUAAUGAGUCAUGAACCAUGUUUAGAAUAAUGUCACGUUAUGAAUUCUUAGUGAAAACGUAUACAUUAUAGUUUUCUCUAAGUGUUGUUGCAAAAUCAGGUUUUGGCUUUAUAAUACGUCAACCCAUAACAAUAUUGUAGCAAUUUGACUGUCAUUAAGAGAAUAGUUUAAAAGUCAGCCCUCAUUUAAUGUGAUCUGUUAUUAUUUGCCUAGGUCUUAGAGCGGUCCCUCAUGUCUUAGUAUUUGUGAUUGUAUUCUGUUCAUUUCUGUCUACUUACAGUUUUCACUUGCAACUGUCUUUACUUGAUAAUCAACAUAAUAACAGGUAUUUCCUGUUGAAACAAGGUAUUUAGGUAUUUUUAUAUAACUGUAUAUUUAAAAUUAGAAUUGUAUUCCAUUUGAAGAGUUUAUAAUAUUUAUUUAAUGAUACAAUAAAUUGUUACCACCA
This is a messenger RNA of Esox lucius (northern pike), 1345 nucleotides long. It is a transcript of the gene pigh, whose product is annotated as phosphatidylinositol glycan anchor biosynthesis, class H. Bases 258 to 824 code for a protein of 188 amino acids. The transcript has 4 exons. The record is from RefSeq and is a predicted model, not a curated record. Gene Ontology annotation, biological process: GPI anchor biosynthetic process. Gene Ontology annotation, cellular component: glycosylphosphatidylinositol-N-acetylglucosaminyltransferase (GPI-GnT) complex. NCBI's taxonomy places the organism in Eukaryota, Metazoa, Chordata, Actinopteri, Esociformes, Esocidae.